Molecule: messenger RNA, 706 nt
Organism: Mytilus trossulus (common blue mussel)
Lineage: Eukaryota; Metazoa; Mollusca; Bivalvia; Mytilida; Mytilidae
Product: NTR domain-containing protein-like
Exons: 4
Coding region: 44-466 (140 amino acids)
Biological process (GO): negative regulation of membrane protein ectodomain proteolysis; negative regulation of endopeptidase activity
Cellular component (GO): extracellular matrix
Molecular function (GO): protease binding; metalloendopeptidase inhibitor activity
Source: RefSeq, a predicted model, not a curated record
UCAAUAUCGAACAUUAUACAGACAUCUUUAUUUCAGAACCACAAUGAAGCUAACAAUAGUGACCAUCGUUUGCGUUGUGUUGAUAAAUUUAAUUUCUGAGGCCUAUGGAUGUUCCUGUUUUCCUGGAACAAAUCAAGAAAGGUUCUGUUCCGCUACAUUUGCUUCUCGAGGACGAGUAACAUAUAAGAAGACUCUCCAAGGAGGCGAUAUCGAAUACACAGUAGCAGUGAAUUAUAAUUUUAAGAUCAAGGUUCCAAGCACACUUAAAGUUCGAACUAACCAAAGUUCAGCUGCGUGUGGAGUCCUUUUAAAAAUAGGAGUUGAAUAUUUGAUUUCAGGAACUGUUAGUAAGGACAGAUAUAGAACAAGAUACCUUACAAAUAGUUGCCGGUGGAAUCAGAGAUGGCAGGACAUUAAGUCCGAUACACAACAGAAGCUCUUAAAAGGACAAUUUAAUAAUUGUUAGUCAUUAAGGACUUUAUGAUUGGUUUAUGUCGAAAGCUAUUAUAAUAUAUAACACGAAGUCAAGCCAAAUAAAGGAAUUAAUCAAAAAGUGUUUAGUUAUGAUAAAAACAAUGAUUUCAUUGUAAGCAUUAUUUGUCAAAUAUAUUUUUACCGGUAGGAUUACUGUAAACCAGCUAAUUUUCCCGAACGAUUUAUUUUCGCGACUUUCGUAUGUAGAAAAAUAAUAUGAAUAAAAAGCGUC